GACCGCUCGCGCCGCGCGCGAAAGCUGACAGCGCGGUCGAUUUGACGGAUUCGUUUUUCAAAUUUUUCAUUUCGGCCAGUAAUAAGUGUUAUGUAUAAAAAUAAAUAGAGGUUCAAACCUCAUUAUUUGAUAAGGACUAAAUAGAAUUACUUGGAGAAAGGUUUGAUAGUAGUUUAAUGGUCAGAUUUACGAGAUAAGUGUGAAGUGAAAUGAUGUUUAACACUUAAGUGUAACGUGUGAUGCAAGUGACUAAUGAAGAACAACCUAAGAUGCAGUGGAAAGGUGGAGGGCAUAAGUGGUAUACGUUUGUGUGAUACGAGCUUUUAAACCCGCCAACAUGGAUAAGAUGUCGGCAGGGUCAGCGGUGGCGAUGAUAGGAGCCAACCUCCGGUUUGGAUCAGCAGGAGCCACCAACGCCUCUAUAGUCAAUAACACCAGGUUGUGCCCACCAGGUGGAGCAGCAAGUGCUGCGGCACUUCUGGCAUUGUCAAGCUUGGGCAUGUCUGCGAAUUUAGCGCUCAUGGCCGUCAUUCUUAGCAAGAAACAGUUAAGAAGAUGGUCUCACGGGCUACUCUUCCAUCAAGCAGUUGUGGAUUGCGCACGCGCUGCCAUUUUACUGCCACUUGGGAUCGCCGUGUUUAGAUGUCAGCCUGUAUACAAAUGCUCAUUGGUGGAGACCGCUUUUCUAUUAUUGGUCACAGUAUCAACGGUGAAUAUGCUGACAACGGUACUUAACGACAGUCCUAUAUUUCCUGAAAAUGAGGAGGAGCAAGCAGAUCUUUCCGCCCCAUUGCUCAUGGAUAGUCCGCAGUGCGUUCUCUUCGGUACAUUUAUGAUAUGGUUCGCAUCAAUUACCAUAAACCUGGGGCCAACAUUUUUAUCCGGGGCUUUAGCUGCCAGUGCUGGGUCCUAUGGAUCGUAUGGGCCGUCCCCAUCGUGCCCCUUAGUAAGAGGACCCUUCAGGCAUUACGUACUUAAUGCUCUAUGGAUUGGAGUCAACGCUGUGUGCGUAGGACUAACACUUUUCCACUUAAAGAAAUUACACCGAGAUCUGACUAAGGCUAACGUAGAGGCAGUACGUGUAGCAGGAUUAGUGACCACACUGGUCAGUAUGGCAGGGGACAAUCGGCGGAUGGAUUCGCUACCAAACAGCGUAGGACCCAGGACUGUCGACGGCACCCUUGCAGACGGCCGUUGCCGUCCAACUGGCAGUGCCAACUUGCCUCUGGGAGGGGGUAGACGGUUGAGAGGCUAUCUCGCGAGGGUAGAAAGAGAGGGAGUCAGGAGAGUAAGAAUGUUCCUGGUCAUCACAGCAGCGUAUGUGCUUUUCUGGGGCCCGCUGUUUAUCAUAACUUUGCUACACCACCCAGCAUUGACUUCACAUGUUGCGUACGAGUUAUAUUUCCAAAUAACACUACACAUUUCGUAUGUCCAUGCGGCGGUAAACCCUCUCCUCUUUAUUGCUUUGCAUCGAGCUUUGCGGCGCGCUGCGUUGCAGCUCUGCUGUGGCUGUUGCGUGCAUUGGAGCCAAUUUGUCCUCGCAUUAACAGCAGCUGCUCAAUCACCACUAGCUCCCUCAUCUUUCUCACCUGCAGCUGCAUCACCGGAACCGCCGCCUGCUCCGCCGCCCCCUAUGGCACCACCUGCGCCCCCUGCGCCGCACAACGCGCCACACACGAUGAUGAGUUGGGAAGUUGAGGAGUGUGAUGCUGAGAGUAUGUCGAGUGCACGUGUACAGGGAGACGAGGAUAUGAUGGAGUGGAGCAGUGUGCGGCGACCUCGUUCGCCGAGUCCCCUCCUGCCCGCGAUUUGAGCACCAACCCUUCACGGCGUGUCGCUGGACUGCACUUGUAGUGUGUGCUCUAGUGUACGGUUAGGUUACACCUGUGUUGUAGAGUAAAUACUGGCUCCUCACCUAUGGAGCUUCUCGAACUAAUAAUAGCAUGCAUUGUAAGUGGGAGUGGUUUUUAAAUAAUCAAAACUCAUGUGUGUUAGAAAACUAAAGAACUGUCUUAGUUAUAAGUAACCUUACAUUUGAAGUUUUAAAUAGUCUAAUUUAAUUUUCGAAAAAUAAUAGUUUAUUUUAAAUAAGCUUUGUCAAUAUUUCAAUUUAUUUUCUAUCUCAUUUUACAUUUAACCCUAAUAAGUACUAUAAUAUAAAUUGCUUAUACUCGUAGUUAACAUAAGUGUAUAUUAAAUAACUAAGCUGUCAUAAUCGAUCAUUACCAUUAAAACUAAGUGAAGAACUUUUAACAAAACCCAAAAGAAAAAUAUUUUUCAUGAAAUAUAUGAAACUGAAUUUAGAGGUGAAAUUUUAAUGAAAUUAAAAUCUUUUGCCUCAGAAAUGUAAAUAUGUUCACAUCCACAACUCGUGCAUAAUUUUAUUGCCGUCAUCCACUCUACGUCUUUUUUAAAUUUUAAAAUUGAACACCUUAAUGUAUAGCUAAGUGGAUAAAACUAUACAUUUAUAGUGUAGUAUAUUCUAUCAAAAUAGGUCGUAUAAUUAUCUAUUUAUUUUGAGUAUAACAUUGUGUCAGUUUCAUUUCACUUAAGUGGUAUAUAUAUGUAAUGUAAGUAAAGAUAACGAUUCGUAAUAUGUCAAUGUAUUAAUGUAUAAUCUUAAGCGUAAUAUUGUAAACUUAUGAGAAAGCUCAAAUUCUAAACACAUUAUUUUUAGUAUAGACAUUCAUAGUGCCAAAGUAUUUUUUGACAUAAUGAAACACAAACACCAAACAUAAAGUAAUUAUAAAGAUAGUUUAGUAUAAAAUAGGUUAUAUAGUUUAUAAACGCUCAAUUAAUGCGGCUUUGAACCUAUUUCGACGUAACUAUGUAAUUUAUGGUUCAUUAAAAAUUGUUCUCAAUUGAAGUUGUUCAUUUGUGAUUACAAAAAAAAUACAAUUAUACAAUUGUAUUGUAGCGGUAUUGUGCGAAGAUUUUGUUACAUCACUUCAUAAAUAGAAGCAUAAAUCCUCUUCUUAUAUAUUGAUAAUUACUUGCCUAUUAGCUUAUGGACCGCGUCAUCAAUUUUGGCGUUUCCGGCCUCAGAGUAGGGUGUUAAUGAACUUUGGCCGCUUCCACAGCUCGCUAGUUCACAGAAGGAUAUACACACCAGUAACUCAAUACUAAACGUUUAGUCUUGCUUCGACAAUGCGUGUUUCGUAGGGAGAGAUCCAAAGGCGAGACUUUUUGUAUCUCCUAUAUAAAGCAACGUAUUGGAUACAUUAUAGUUUGCGCUAAGUGUCAAAUAUUACAGUGUUGUAAUUUAAAUUAUAAGUGCAAAAUUGCCUAAGAAAAUUUAAUGUUAGCAUGGUUUGCAUUGUGUACUUAAAGCACUUUUAGAACUAGUUUAGUCAUUAUUAAUGCACUUAAAUAUAAGAUUUUCCAUCCAUUAUUAUCUGUCAAGACUGAUUUCAUUAAUUUUAACUGGCGUAAGUUUCAUGGUUAUAUUAUUAAUAAAUUCAUACAAAUCUUAA
Molecule: messenger RNA, 3473 nt
Organism: Pieris brassicae (large cabbage white)
Lineage: Eukaryota; Metazoa; Arthropoda; Insecta; Lepidoptera; Pieridae
Exons: 11
Coding region: 338-1813 (491 amino acids)
Biological process (GO): G protein-coupled receptor signaling pathway
Cellular component (GO): membrane
Molecular function (GO): peptide binding; G protein-coupled receptor activity
Source: RefSeq, a predicted model, not a curated record